Messenger RNA from Paramecium octaurelia, 205 nucleotides. The record is from the annotation of a GenBank genome assembly. Lineage: Eukaryota; Ciliophora; Oligohymenophorea; Peniculida; Parameciidae.
AUGCCAGAUUUGUAAAUUCCAGGUGGCAAGCCAAGCAGACUAUUUGUAUAUAUUAAAGAGAGGAUGCGUAAGGUGUUAAACUACAAAAUUGAUAUCCAUUUUAACGCUCAUACGUAAAAAAGGGCAACAUAAAUAUUGGCUUACAUGUAAGUAAUUAUCGGCCUUUAUAUAAAUAAUAUGAUUAAAUAAACAAUUCAGACUUGAA